UGUUUAUGAGCAGUUUUGGGUUGAUAAACAACUGUUUGAGUUGCGGAACAUUUCCUUGUGUGAACUGAUGUUCCUGUGGUGUUGAAUUAGUCAGUGAAUAAGUUUGCAGGUGGGAGGGUGAGGAGCAGUCUUGUUGAAAGAAGCAGGCAGCUUGAGUUGCGCGAUUUGUUGUCGUUAUUUUCAUAAUUAUUUUGGUGUGGAGGUGCUGUGCUGGAGCUCAGCGUGUGAUUAGGCUGUGUUGCGUUGUGGCCCGCGAUUCCGCGUAUUGAUCAGCGUGAGGAGGUGUUUCUACUUGGCAGUUAGCAUGGGCAGCAUGGGGGAAGUGAUGAGCAACAUGAAGGAGUCGCUGCGCACUGGCGGCGGCCUCUUCGAGCUGACGGAGCGCCGCAACGUGCUGGCCGCGGCCCUCGCGGGCAUCCUGUUCAUGGGCGGGUGGUGGUGCAUGAUGGACGUGAUCGUCAUGUUCCCGCGCGAGGAGCAGUUCCACCACGCCUACCACGUCUGCGGCGUCAUCUCCACACUGGCCUUCAUCAUGAUCAACGCGGUGUCCAACGGGCAGGUGUCGGCCGGCGCUUCUGGCGGCUACAGCGAGGGCUGCCUGGGGCAGCGCGGCGCCCGCGUCUGGCUCUUCCUGGGCUUCAUCCUGGCCUUCUCCGCCCUCAUCGCCUCCGCCUGGAUCCUCUUCCAGGACUACGUCUCCGCCAGCACCGCCUCGCCGCACCACGACAAGGUGUGGCCGGGCGUGGCGCUCUUCCUCCAGAACAUCCUCAUUUUCCUCGGCGCCAUUGUUUUUAAAUUCGGCCGUGUGGAAGAGUCCUUCUGAAUCCUAAAUGUCCUUCCGGUUAGCACUUUGCACGCGGAUGGCAGUGGCAUAUUUGUCGGCAGCCGCGCGAUCGAUAUUAUAUUCUCCUGCGUUUCUGCACUGUGCAGUGGUGCACUGACAAGGCGUCCUUGGAGUGUAAUUUGCGUGUUUGUGUUUGUUUAUCUUAUCAGUGAGGGACAUGUCCGUGUUGUCGCUGUCAGCGGGUUGUUGCGCUCGCGUUUAACCGAUACGCGUCUACAUGAACGAUGAUGUGUCCUUCCUUCCCUUCAUCGGCAAUUGCUUGUUCAUUCGCCCUCGACAAUAAUGCUGAUCUCACCGUCAUUUUUCUCUUUUUAUGCUGCUGUCACUUUCACGCAGUCUUUCUUCGAUUUUUCUUCUUGUAAACAAUAACAUAUUAAUUCUGGCAGUAAAAUCACACGAUUCCUUAUCAACGAUACUCGUAUUCGUUCAAAUUCUCUGAUUUUAACAUUUCGAAUAAAAAUGACAAGUCCUGAGGAA
Paramacrobiotus metropolitanus is the source of this 1321-nucleotide messenger RNA. RefSeq names its product transmembrane protein 50A-like. Lineage: Eukaryota; Metazoa; Tardigrada; Eutardigrada; Parachela; Macrobiotidae. The record is from RefSeq and is a predicted model, not a curated record. Bases 305 to 823 code for a protein of 172 amino acids. Gene Ontology annotation, biological process: late endosome to vacuole transport via multivesicular body sorting pathway; protein targeting to vacuole. The transcript is spliced from 5 exons.